This is a messenger RNA of Crotalus tigris (Tiger rattlesnake), 2900 nucleotides long. RefSeq names its product nitrilase family member 2 (gene NIT2). Bases 115 to 966 code for a protein of 283 amino acids. Gene Ontology annotation, molecular function: omega-amidase activity. The transcript is spliced from 10 exons. Lineage: Eukaryota; Metazoa; Chordata; Lepidosauria; Squamata; Viperidae. Gene Ontology annotation, cellular component: mitochondrion. The record is from RefSeq and is a predicted model, not a curated record. Gene Ontology annotation, biological process: oxaloacetate metabolic process; L-glutamine metabolic process.
AAUAAAUGUUCCAAGAGAACUACAUUUCCUAGAAGCCUUUGCUCCCUUUGAGCAUGCGCUGUGUUAUCUAAGAAUCCUUUUCUGGACAGCGGCAAACCUUACAGAAUCAAUGUUAUGCAGCUAGUGAAAGGAGUCAUGGCCAAUUUUCGUUUAGCACUCAUCCAGCUCCAUGUGUCUGCUGUCAAAACAGACAACUUGAACAGAGCCUGUAGACUUGUGAGACCUGCAGCAGGACAAGGAGCAAAAAUUGUAAUUCUGCCAGAAUGCUUCAAUUGUCCCUAUGGCACAAAAUAUUUUCCAGAAUAUGCAGAGAAAAUUCCUGGAGACUGCACACACAAGCUCUCAGAAAUUGCAAAGGAAUGUGGCAUAUAUCUCAUUGGAGGUUCUAUUCCAGAAGAGGAUGCAGGAAAAUUGUAUAAUACAUGUACAGCUUUUGGUCCUGAUGGCACUAUGUUAGCUAAAUAUAGAAAGAUUCAUUUGUUUGACAUUAAUGUGCCUGGAAAAAUCCAAUUCCAGGAAUCAGAAACUCUGAGUGCAGGUGACAGGUUUUCUGUAUUGGAUACAUCUUACUGUAAAAUAGGAAUUGGCAUUUGUUAUGACAUCCGAUUUCCUGAACUAGCUCAAAUCUACACCCAGAAAGGUUGCAAACUCCUAGUAUAUCCAGGGGCUUUCAACUUGACAACUGGACCAGCCCACUGGGAGCUGCUGCAAAGAGGCCGAGCUGUGGAUAAUCAGAUCUAUGUAGCAACUGCAUCUCCUGCUAGGGAUGAGACAGGAUCUUAUGUGGCUUGGGGACAUAGUACAGUAGUAAAUCCAUGGGGUGAAGUUAUAGCCAAAGCUGGCACUGAAGAAACAAUUGUCUAUGCAGAAAUAGACUUAAAGAAGGCUGAAGAAAUCCGUGAACAAAUCCCCAUUCUUUCCCAGAAACGAUCUGAUCUUUACACUGUGGAAGCAAAAAUUGUAUGAUUCUAAUUUGGAUUGACAUUUUCUAAUAGCUAUUAUUAGGUAAUUCAGUGUAAUUAACUAGUAAAUCAAAUUAUAGAUAAUUAAAAUGAUCUCCAUAUAAUGGUGAGAGUUUGAGCUUAAAUUUUUCUUAGUCUGUGCAACUUUUGGACAUUUUGUAUUGCAUUAUAAACUUUUCUGACACAUAUAAAAAUAUUUCUAUGAAAAUGGAAAAUAAUCAGUCACAUCAACAAAUGCUCCACUUUGGAGAAUAUAUUUUUUAACCAAAAUAAUACAUUGGGUAAAAGCAGAAAGUUUCCUUUUUUGUUAGUUGACCUAAAUUGGUUACUUCUGAAAAUUAUCAAAUGCAUGCUUCUUUUGAAGUAUGGUAUUUAUUUGAUUUUAUGAAAAAUAAUCAGAGAUUAAAUUAGUUGAACUCCCCCAACAGUAUUUUGAAGAUACUUUUGAAGCAUCAUGCAAGUCUCAACAAUGUUCAUCCAGUUCUUACGUGGAGCUUUUGUGUACAAGAAUCGGUUACAUUCUCUGCAUUAAGAUUUAGUCAAUUACUUGCAAACCAGAUACAUUUGGUCAAUGUGUAAGCUCUGAACAGACUGUAAAGCACUUUAAAUCCUUUAAUUUUGCAGACACCUUACAUGAAUUAAUAAAUUAAUGGCAAGUGUCAUUUAGAUCUCUGCUUCAGUAGUGAUUAUUGGACAUGACUUUAAACGGGCUGUUUUUAAUGAAUGAAUAAACACAUUCUUCAAAAAGAUUUGAGUUAUUAUCUAAAGAAGCAGUUUUGGCAUGCUGUCUCUCAGAAGUCCCAAACAUUAAAAGAUUCAAAUAGUGCCUCUGUUACCUUCUCGUUACUUCCACAUUCCAAAAUGUAUAUGAAGUAUACACCCCAACUGACCCAGAAGAGCUUGUAUUUUGAGCAGCUACAGCUAUCCAUAAAUUCUCCCUGGUUCCUUUCCAUCAGAUUAAACCUCAUACAGGAAUAGUUUUAUCUAAAUCUGGGAUGGUUCCACAUCUGGAAGUUGAUAGCCAAGGAAUGAACUUAAGCUACAAUUCAGUUUUCAUCAAUAAUUCAGAUAAUUCUAUCUAGAGAACCAUUUAGAAAUGUGGGCAUUAUAGUCCAGUUAAUAAACCUACCAUUCUGGUCAUUCCAAAGAUGUUCUGAACCUCUUCCUCCCCUUAAAUUAUACUCAAAACUGGGAAUGGUUUAUGGUUUGGAACAUCAUGAACUAUUCCAGCUGCCUAGACUGCACAUAUUUAGUGCUUUAAAUAAACUGUCUUGGUCACUCAAUCACCCAUUACAAGCCAGAUAGUACAAUUAACUUUUAAGUUUCCAUAAUAGCUGUCUUCAGGUUUUCUUACACUUUUUAAAAAUAUAUCUUUGGCCUAUGUACCGUAGGAUCCUUUUUUAAACUUUUUUAGUUUUGCUUGUCUGCAAGCAACUGCUUUCCUACCUUGUGGAACAUCUUCCUGCUGGAGAUUUGACAGGUCUCCACCCUUCUAGCCUUUCAGAAGGCCAUUAAAAUUGGUUGGCUUUUUUUCUUUUUCUUUACUGAGGUGCUGGAAUUGUAUGGGUGGAAGCAUGGAAAGAGAGAUGAGCCUGCUAUGGAGAAUCUCCAGGGGACAAUUGGGGUGCAGAGUUUUUAUUUUUUAAAUAUUUAUUGGUUUUAUUAUUGUUUUAAGUCACCCAGAGUUACUUAAGAUUGGUGGCCAUAUAAAUCUUUAAAAUAAAAUUUAAGCUUGUUUGUAAGAAUGUCUUCUGGUCAAAAAAUGGUGGCUUAUGAUGCUUCUUAAUUGCAUGAGUAAUAUUAAUGUACAACAAAUCAACCUUUAUGUUGUAGAAUAGUCUUUAUAUAACCUUCAGCAGCAUUAUCAAUGUGAUGUUUGUGUGUGUAUACACAGCCUCUGCACUAUUUGACAGCAAAAUAAAACAUUAAUAGAAUCCA